AUGCAUGAACCAAAAGUUUCUCAUGCAGGAGCUCUCAAGCAGGUACUUAGGUAUCUAAAGGGAUCAACUUCGUUUGGUCUCUCAUACAAGAAAGCGGGUAGGAGAGAACUGGAAGGUUAUGUGGACAGUGGACACAAUAUCGACGAGGAUGAUGGAAGAAGUACCACAUGUCACAUUUUCUAUCUCGAUGAUUGUCCAAUUUCGUGGUACUCAACGAAGCAAGAGACCGUUGCACUCUCAUCCUGCGAGGCUGAAUUUAUGGCCGCCACUGAAGCUGCCAAACAGGCGAUUUGGUUGCAGGAGUUACUUGAAGAAGUCAGCAAGGAGAUGUGCAAGAGAACCACCAUCUACAUUGACAACAAAUCAGCGAUAGCAUUAACAAAGAAUCCUCACUACAAGAAAAAGGAGCUAUUGUUACGAUUUUUUGAGACUAGAUUUCUUAGUCACAUAUUUGUGACAUAA
Messenger RNA from Brassica napus (rape), 462 nucleotides. RefSeq names its product secreted RxLR effector protein 161-like. The record is from RefSeq and is a predicted model, not a curated record. The transcript has a single exon. Bases 1 to 462 code for a protein of 153 amino acids. NCBI's taxonomy places the organism in Eukaryota, Viridiplantae, Streptophyta, Magnoliopsida, Brassicales, Brassicaceae.